This is a messenger RNA of Xenopus laevis (African clawed frog), 1532 nucleotides long. It is a transcript of the gene rnaseh1.S, whose product is annotated as ribonuclease H1 S homeolog. The record is from RefSeq and is a predicted model, not a curated record. Gene Ontology annotation, molecular function: RNA-DNA hybrid ribonuclease activity; nucleic acid binding; endonuclease activity. Bases 399 to 1349 code for a protein of 316 amino acids. Gene Ontology annotation, cellular component: cytoplasm; mitochondrion. Gene Ontology annotation, biological process: DNA replication, removal of RNA primer. The transcript has 11 exons. Lineage: Eukaryota; Metazoa; Chordata; Amphibia; Anura; Pipidae.
CCACACUCGAGGAGAGACCUUGCGCUGCCAUCAUACGCGGCCAUUUCAUGGCUGAAGCGAAACGACCAUUAGAUUAAUAGAAACUCGAAAGUCCGCAGCCUCUGCCGCACUCACCGUCUUGUCUCAGUGACGGCCUAGGAAGAGGGCGAAAUCCCGCGAGAGCGGCCCAGAUCUCGGCAGAGCGCAAGGGACGAUGGUUUCCGUAGACAAGCUAACCUUUCGUAUCCCGAGCGUCGUAUGGUACCGUCCAAUGAGGAGGGAGGUCAGGAGACAACAGCCAAUAAGAAGAGUUGUGCGUCUAUACGGACUGUAAUUCAGCGAGAGAAGAGAGUUUUGUAGGCUGCCCGAGCACUGACAUGGGAGUCACAGAGCGUCUACAUUAAAGAACUGAAUCGUGCAUGUGUGUCAUGCUUAGGAUCCAGAGUGCAUUUUCUUCUCUUCAUUUCCUCUGUUCAUCUGUUGGUGGUGUGCAUAGUACUUUCAGGAGAAUGUUUUACGCUGUAAGGACUGGCCGUAAGCCUGGAGUCUACAAUACGUGGGAUGAAUGUAAAGAGCAAGUGGAUCGAUUUCCUUUAGCAAGGUACAAGAAGUUUGCCUCAGAGGAAGAUGCCUGGGAAUUUGUGAGGAACACUCAGGAAUCAUCAUCGAAAGGUUCUACUAGUGUUGAAACAAAGGAGCCUCCUACACAAGCUACAAAAGCUGCAGGACUGCAUAAUGUCAUACCUCAGUCCAGAAGAAAGAGACCACUACUACAGAGCUCAAGCACUGAGAAAGCAUCCUCACCUAAAAGAAGCAAGCUCAUUGAUAUCACUGAUUUACCAUCGUCACAUAAUGGAACUUUUACCUACAUGGGAGACGCUGCUGUUGUAUACACUGAUGGCUGCUGUAGCGGGAAUGGCCGGGUAAAAGCACGAGCUGGUAUAGGUGUAUACUGGGGGCAAGGCCAUCCUCUCAACCUUGCAGAAAAGCUUGAAGGGAGGCAAACUAACCAGCGGGCUGAAAUUCAGGCCGCAUGCAGAGCACUUGAACAGGCCAAAGCACAGAACCUCACAAAACUUGUGCUGUAUACUGACAGUAUGUUCACUAUAAAUGGUAUCACAAAAUGGAUCCAUUCUUGGAAACGAAAUGGCUGGAAGCUGAGCACUGGGAAGAAUGUUAUAAAUAGGGAAGAUUUUGAAAAUCUUGAAAAGAUGACCCAGGGCUUGGAUAUUAAAUGGUUCGGGGAAAAAAAUCGUGAAAAUCGUACGGAACCCAGCGCAGAUAAGGAUAUCUUCGAGACUUCUCCCAUUUACUUAUAUACAACCUCAGCAGAUGCACAUUCCAGGCCAUGCUGGCUUUGCGGGAAAUGAAGCGGCUGACAAGCUUUCAAGAGAAGGAGCCCGGAAAUCCUCAGAAGUCCAAUAACUGCUGCUCAUGCUGAGCCACUUGCACUCACAAUGUAUAGAAGCUAUGGACUUUGUUUCAUUAAAAAAUGUUUGUUUUUUUGAAUAUGCAAAACAUGAUUUUUUUUUUAUUUGUAAGUAAAAUUGCCA